GAUAACUGGGUCAUGGCGUCCUUGCUUUUAGGGCGGCAGUAUUUAACGAGAUCCGUUUCACUUCAGCUUUGGUGAUUAGACCAGUUCAUACAGCCUAGAAAAAGGCGACCGACAGAGUCAAAGAAACAGAAUUUUAAAAAAAAUUCGACAGAAUUCAGAAGAUGAGAUUGCUAAUUUCUUGCUUCAGUUUCUUCUUUCUUUUUGCAAAGGAAGGUAUGGGAUACCCAGUUCUGUCCACUGUGAUCUGUGACCCGAUAGAUUUUUUAUUUCUGGUUGAUACGACGACCACCACUGGACAGUCUAACUCUUACAGGUACAUCAAAAGUUUUCUGAAACAGGUCAUCGUUACCCAUCACAGUAGCCCAGUACCACUGGACACCCGAGUUGUGAUCAUCGUAACUAGGGAGAGUUUAUACACGGAGUUCAAACUGCGUAGUUACACGUCUGUGUACAAGGCAAUGAGAGCAGUAGAUUUGAUCAGAUUCAAUAGAUGGGGCAGAGUGGCAGAUCCAUACAAAACUUUAUCUACCUAUGGAUUGAGAGAAGAAUCGACCAAAACAGUCGUCGUUGUGACGGAUGGAGAGUCGAGAUAUUGCCCGAGAACCUCAGAAGCCAUCAGAGUAGUUAAAAGGCAAGGUCUGAAGGUAUUCGCUAUUGGAGUUGGUUCUAACACUAAGAGAAGCGUACUUGAAAGCGUGGCUUCUUCACCAAGCUAUCAAUUUGCCUUUAUAUCCAGAAACUUCGAUUCGCCAAGAUGCGUCAAGAUAAUAUUAGCUUGGACUAGACCAACAUGCAAAGUUAUAAGAAGCAUUGAAACAACGAGUUUGACCAACGUGUACCCAAAAUACACAAGAGUGAUUCUUUUCAGGACAUCUACAAGUGCCUCCACGUUUUCGAAAUUAACCAAGAACAACGUAUUUAAGACAACUAAAAUACCUCUUGAAGUAUCUACAUCCAAACCCCUUACUAAAGUGACCUCAAAAGGUCCGAGAGUCAACGAUACAACAAGUUUGACCAGAGUGUACCCAAAAUACACAACGAUAACUCCUUUUAGGACCUCUUCAAGAGCGUCGACGUUUGAGAAAAUCACGAAGAGUAAAAAUAACGUAGAUGAAAGUACGACGUCUUAUAAAUUGCUUUCAACAACAGCCUUUACUGAAGUGACCUCAACUAAUACGACAGAAGAUGAAAGAAAUACAUCAGCAAUAGUAACAAAGAGUAAAGUAGAUGAAACCACUACAUCUUUUGAAACGCCUUCAACAACAGCCUUUAGUGAAGUGGCCUCAACUAAUACGACAGAAGAUGAAAGAAAUACAUUUGCAAUAGUAACAAUGAGUAAAGUAGAUGAAACCACUACAUCUUUUGAAACGCCUUCAACAGCAGCCUUUACUGAAGUGACUUCAUCUAAUACGACAGAAGAUGAAAGAAAUACAUUUGCAAUAGUAACAAAGGUUAAAGUAGAUGAAACCACUACAUCAUUUGAAACGCCUUCAACAGCAGCCUUUACUGAAGUGACUUCAUCUAAUACGACAGAAGAUGAAAGAAAUACAUUUGCAAUAGUAACAAAGGUUAAAGUAGAUGAAACCACUACAUCAUUUGAAACGCCUUCAACAGCAGCCUUUACUGAAGUGACUUCAUCUAAUACGACAGAAGAUGAAAGAAAUACAUCAAUAAUAGUAACAAAGGUUAAAGUAGAUGAAACCACUACAUCUUUUGAAACGCCUUCCACCACAUCACUUACGAAAGUGACUUCAACUGACAAGACUAAAGUUAUAGAAACCACAAGUGAAGACUACUUCUACGUAGAACCAAACUAAUGUUAUAUCCAGUACUUGUACAUAUAUGACUUCAACUGCUCUAUUAUAUAUCGAAUUCUUUGAAACGUUUAUAAUAUAACUAUGUACGUAUUCUCUUUUCCUAAGAUUCUAAACCACACUGUUCAUUCGACUUUACUGAAAGAGACUCUAUUUUUAGUACGCAUAGAACAAUCUAUAUAGGCCUAUAUCUAUAUAGGUCUGUUAUCAGAUCAUUCUUGGAUACGAUUGUGUUUCCGUGUUCCAGUCUAGGUCUACUAUCUAGGGGAAAGGACCAAUGGCGAACGCUUUUGUGCCAGUUUUUAGUUUAGAAUUUAUAACUCCGCAAUGGUUAAACUUAUUUAAAAAAUGAAAACAUCUUCGGACUCCUCAGCUAUUGGGCGAUAGAACUAAAUUUGAGUCUUUUUUCCAUAUCAGAUAUUAAAUUUAUAAUUCAAGUCAACUUGUGGUAGGGGCCGAUCUAAUCUGCGAACGUAAUUUUUUGCGAAAGUUAUAAUGAGCAAAAGGCGUAAAAAAAAUAGCGAAAUAGCUUGUUAUAGGCAUGUUAAAAUAGAGGAAAUUAAGCUUCCAUUAGUUCUAUCAUGUAAUUUCUUUCAUGAAGCAUUAUAACUAUUGUCCUCCUUGUUGCAUUAAAUUUGUUUUCACUCUUCCCAUGAUCCACAUCUCCUUUCUCUGCUUGGAACUGAUGUCGAUAUAUAGCCUGCUACGAAACUUGUGAUCAAAUAUUUCUUUUAAAGAAAGAAAGAAACUACAAAAUUCUAUCUCGCCUCCUCCCUAUAGGAGGCUAGUCCACGUCGUUUUACUCUCCAUGUCAUAAACUCUUGUUACUGCGGGUAUUUUAGAACACAUGUUCAGUGCAUUUAAUCACCAUCAACUCGAUCUCACAUGCAGUCCCCCCCCCCACACACACACACAGACACGCGCGCGCUGUUUGACCCAAAGGCAGAUCCCAAAUGCGAUGGAUUGAUGAUGUAUGGAAAGCAGAUCUACAACAGCUUGGGUUUCGGGCGUGGAGACGAAAGGCUCAGGAGAGAUCUGAAUGUAGGGAUGUGUUGAAGCAGGCCAGAGCACGGGCUGGAGCGCUACUAGGAUAGAUAGACAGAAUUGAAGUCCACAGCAGCACUUGCAACACUCAAAACAAUCUUGAAAGAAAAAAGCCUAGGGCUAAAUUUGUUCACUAAAUCAGACUGAUGCAAUCCUUAUAGUCAUGCCCAUAUUUGUAUAAUUCUUGCGAGUCUUGGAAGCUAACUGCAGAAUUAGAGAGAAGACUCGUAUAUAGUAAUGGAACUGAGAUGCUAUACAAAGACCGCACCACAAACGAAGAGAUUAAAAACAAGAUCACGACAGCCAUUAAACCCGAUGAUGACCAGUUAACCACUAUAAUAAAAAUGAGUGGCCUAUUUAAAUGUACCCAGGCCUUGCAAAAACUUAAUUUUAAAAAAUGCAUUAAUUUCGGAAGAUGACCUAUAUUCGAUAAUGCACGUUUUUUGUUGCUUUUUUUUUUUUUUUUUUAUAGGUAUAGUAUAAAAAGGCUACGAAAGACAGUUUGUGUGGAAACACAAACUCAAAAUCGGCCCCCGAAGUGGUCCACCCAGGCAGGCUUCAAUAUUUUCAGAAAGAACAUCCAAAUGAAAUUAUAUCAAAGACAAAUGAGAGAUAGAAUGGAGAAAGAAUGUUAACAGAUCUUUUGUAGUGCCCCAACGGUACAGCAGAUCAAAGGAUAGGGGAAAGUGAAGUAAAGUUAGAUGUGAACCUGGCCUAACUAGUUCCCCUUUCAUACCUUGUGGUCUAUAGGGCAGAUGAUGUAAAGUUCAUCUGUUUUUCGUGGCCUACGGUUAACUAGGGUGUCAUGUAGUCAACACAACGACCAACCGCCUUUACUUUUCCCCAACUAAUGUCAGGUAUCCAUUAGAGCUGAGUGGACUCAGAGGCGCCCAAAGAUUCCAAAGUUGAAAAUCCCUGUCUUCACCAGGAUUCGAGCCCGCGACCUGGGUUCGGAAGCCAAGCGCUUUACCGCUCAGCCACCGUACCUCCCCUGGCCUAACUGAUGUCUUAUAAUUGAUUUAAUUGUUUUGAAAAGGCAUAAUCUCUUAUUCGAAUCCUAAAAAAAAAAAAAUAUAUUUCUGCAGCAUAUUAAAAAUUUCAGGAAAAUGAAGUUUACAAGAUUACUAUUCGUUUAAAAUUAGGUCUAACUUAUAAUGCAUACUAAUUAGCUUUUUCUCUUUAAAAAACUGCUUGCAUAACUGAUUUAAAAAAUUAGAUUUUCACUUUUAGAAAAAAAAAGUAGCCGUUGCAUCAGAACUUUGAAUGGUCUAAAAUAUUGUGAUGUCGGAUUUUCAAUAUCUUUUCUAGUUUAAGAGAUCAAAACGGGAUGGACGGACAGACGGACAGACAUUUCGCACAAAACUUAUAGCGUCUUUUCCCCUUUCGGGGGCCGCUAAAAAUAAUAGAAAAUAAUAGAAAAAUAACCAUACUUAUGAAAAUGAAUUCUGCACUUCGUUUAAACAUUUAUGUACAUAUUAAUAUCACUAAUUAGUAACAAGAGAUUAAAAAAAGGAGGACGGCAAAACUAAAUUAUCAUUAAUGGCUUUUUAGCUUAUUAUAGGAGUGUUCGUAGAAAAGUUUUUUAGUUAAAAAGUCAUUUUGAGCGAAAUUUUGUUUUCAACGGAAUGAAUAGCCUUGGCUAUUCUAGCUUACCAUUUCCUCAUCUAUUUAGAAGCAUAGUAUGGGAAUUUUUCUCGGCCGAUGUCCGUUGGUGCUUUAAAAUCGCCUUAUCAGGAAACGUUUUGACAAUGGAAAUUUCCAUACAUUUCAACUUCGACCUCUAGUUAUGCUUUAUUGUAUGAGGGAAAACGAAUGUGAAUAUGUGGGAAAUGUAGAAAAAUGGAGUCUUUGUAAUACCAUUUUAUUAUUUCUGCAGUUACUUUCGAAAUAAAUAAGAACUGAUAAAAAAUACGAGGAGGUGUUUACUUUAUAUGCCAUUUCGCUGAUGGGUCUUAUAGGACUAUGGUGGAUCGCUAUUUUUUUUAAUUCUUUUUUUUUUUUUUGUCGAGAUAACCAGCUGUACGUUUAAAAUAGUCCAAUUACUUGCACUUUACGUUUGAGCCAGACAAAGAGGCCUUAAAAUGUGUUGAACUUUUUGUUUAGUUUCAGUUGUGAUUGCAUGUUGUUUUUUAAUUUUAAAAACAUUACAAGAAAUACGAUUAUAAAUUAUUUAAUGACUUUGGUUCUUUUUAAAUAAAAAAGAAAACACUAAGUAUACUUAAGGCGUAUGUAGGUAAGUGAUGGCAGGAUUUUGUACAGGUUCCUACAGUAUUCGAAAGCUUUAAUAAAAAUUCACUUAUCAAUA
Molecule: messenger RNA, 5163 nt
Organism: Biomphalaria glabrata
Lineage: Eukaryota; Metazoa; Mollusca; Gastropoda; Planorbidae
Product: mucin-4-like
Exons: 5
Coding region: 162-1817 (551 amino acids)
Source: RefSeq, a predicted model, not a curated record